This is a messenger RNA of Ustilaginoidea virens, 1950 nucleotides long. RefSeq lists its product as uncharacterized. The coding region runs from base 1 to 1950 and encodes 649 amino acids. The transcript has 4 exons. Lineage: Eukaryota; Fungi; Ascomycota; Sordariomycetes; Hypocreales; Clavicipitaceae. Gene Ontology annotation, molecular function: hydrolase activity, acting on ester bonds. The record is from RefSeq and is a predicted model, not a curated record.
AUGCGGCGCUCAGCUCUCGGCCUCACGCUGGUGGCCACGGCUGCACCAGUGCAUGCCGGUUCGCUCAAAGACAUCAAACACAUCAUCUUGUUUAUGCAGGAAAAUAGAUCAUUUGAUCACUAUUUUGGGACUAUGGCUGGUGUUCGCAACUUUGGCGACCCUAAUAUCCACUUCACCGAUGGGGUUCCCGUCUGGAGACAGCCUACUACCAAAACUCGGAAUGGUGUCAAUUCAUUGUCACCGUGGCAUAUCAACUACUUGGGCGGGGAUUGGAGCGACGCAACUCAAUGCAUGGGAGCUGGAUCUAACGGCUGGGAGGCCAUGCAUGGCGCCUACAACAACGGUCGUGCCGACGGCUGGGUCACGUCAGACACACCCUACAGUAUGGGCUAUUACAAACGCCAAGAUGUGCCUACACAGUGGGAUAUCGCAGAGGGUUGGACCAUCAUGGACAACUCCCACCAGAGCAUCCUUGGUGUUACCGAUCCCAACCGUAUCAUGUGGAUGAGUGGAACCGUCAACACUGCCGGUUCUCCUGGAAAUCCAGAUGGAAAAGGUGGUAACAUUCUAUCGAAUCGCGCCAGUCCCGGUUGCGAUUCUCCAGGCAAUAAUUGCUUCCCUUUUACCUGGAAAACGACUCCGGAAUAUUUGCAGGAGGCCGGCAUUUCAUGGCGAGUGUGGCAGGAAGUUGACAACUUCGAAGACAAUAUGCUGGCCUACUUUAAACAAUACCAGGAUGCCCCAAAGGGAAAUGUUCUUCGAGACAACGGCAACUCUUACCCGGGCCUCCAGGCCUUUUAUGACGCCUGCGCCAACGGCACCUUGCCCCAAGUGAGCUGGAUUAUUGGACCUCAGGAACUGAGCGAGCAUGCCCCCAACAUGCCCAUUGACGGUGCUUGGCUGCAGAGGAAUAUUGUCCAAGCCGUCGUGAACAGCCCCAGGUACAAUGAAACCGCACUCAUCAUCAGUUACGAUGAGCAAGGUGGUUGGGCUGACCACGUUGUACCACCUGUUGCGCCCAAGGAUGCUGCUGGUGAAUGGAUAACAGAUCCUUUUGAUGCCAGCAACGGAAAAGUACCAAUUGGUCCCGGUCCGCGCGUUCCUCGAUUUAUCAUCUCCCCCUGGACCCGGGGGGGGCAUGUCUUCGCCGAGACUAGCGAUCACACCUCUGACAUCUUGUUCCUCGAGGCGUGGGCAGAAGCCAAUGGAUACAUUGUGUCGCACACCAACAUAAGUCCCUGGCGACGUCAGCACAUGACUAAUAUGGUCAACGCUUUCGACUUUGACAACCCCAUCUACACACUGCCAAUCAUUACCGCAGUGCGCACCCCAGAAGCACGCACCGACAACAACUGGAGCGGUAACCUCUCCUUGGGAUCGCUCACUGGCCCAUGGGUCGGACCCGCCAAAUGCAGAAAUGGAUAUGCCCACGGCAACCAACCUCCUAUCCCUUAUGGCAAAGCCAAUGCUGAACAGGAUAUGAAUGCCCUCGUUGAAGCUGGCUACAAGCAGGUCCGAGGUUCCAUCACCGAAGGCCGGUACGUUACCAUCGAAAGUAACGGUCUUGGCCUUGCCAUCUCAAGAGGGUGCUCAGUCGUCGCCAUCCAGAGCUCCAAGGCUCACGAGGAUGCGAGACAGCGGUGGAUACUCCACACGGCGGAUGGAAAUCGGUUCGGAAACACAUUUUAUAUCCAGUCUGCGCUUGAAAAGUGGUACAUUUCUGUCAAUGGCGGUCUGACCACAGAUCAGUCAAAGGCCAAGGCUUUUACCAUUGAGUACCAGGCGAGCGGAUCUACUUAUACGCUUCGUGGAACUGAAAACGCUGGCAAGUACGUUAGCUUUACCAAGUCGAGAAGGCGCAACGCUCAGUGUGGGCAUGCGGGCACGAUUACUUGGGAGGGUGAGGCUGGUCGCUUCAAGAUUUACGCCGUCAACUAUUAUCUUGGUUGA